CAUUUCAAACCACCCGAUGAUUUACCACUGUUUCAGUUUGUUUCAGCUUGACUAACACACUCACAGGCACACGGGCAAGGCUUCAGCCAUGAAGCAACACUGCAACAGCCUCUGCUAACAGUUACUCAUUUCGGGUCAUAUGUUUAUUUUUGUGUUUUUUUUGCAGAAGCCCACUUGAGUGUCAGUGAUAGGGGCUUUGACGCAGAGCAGAGUGAGGAGAAGGGAGGAAUGUAGAUGACCUCCUCUGGUCUUUGAUCACCGAGCAGCUCUUGUGCUUAUCCGUGGAGUCCUGCUCCGGGCCCCCACCACCCCGCUCUCGCUCUCUACCACUUCUCACGUUUGCAAAAGGAGGAAAAGUCAUUAAGCAGAACUGGGAGGAGAGAGAGCAGUUCGAGUCCUGCUGAAGCUCAGAGCCACAGUCAGACAAGAGCUGGCGCGUGUCUGAACAAGAACAAGAGAAUCUCUACUAUUACAUUUCCCUCAGCACAUGAGGGGAGCUCAAUACCAUGCCAAUUUUUUUUUGUCAUUUGGCUAAUAUUGGCAAACAUGGAAACCUUAAUGGGAAAGACUUCACUCCCUCAGGAAGGCACCCACAGCUUCCCCCUAGUGUCCCACUGACCUGAGGCGCAGGUGGCCGGGAAGCUGUCAAGGGUGACAACAUGGGGAAUGUCAUUCGAGGAGUGGUGGCUUUCAUUCCCUCAGAACGCUGCCAGAAGUUCCUAGUCGGGGACCUGAAGGAGAUGCCCCUGGACAGAACCCUCGACCUCAGCAGCCGGCAGCUCCGCCGUCUCCCCGUGUCAGCCUGCGUGUUUAACGAGCUGGUGAAGCUGUACCUGAGCGGGAACCACCUGAGCAGCUUACCUGCCGACCUGCACGGCCUCAGGAAGCUGCAGCUCCUGGCGCUCGACUUCAACUGCUUUGAGGAGUUGCCGUCGGCCGUGUGCCGACUGCCCCAGCUAAACAUCCUCUACCUGGGCAACAACAGGCUCUACAGACUACCCAGAGAGCUGGGGCAGAUGAAGGAGCUCAACACGUUGUGGCUGGAGACCAACUGCUUCACGGAGUUCCCACGAGUGAUCUGCGACCUCCCCAACCUCAAGACUCUUCACUUCGGCUACAACCAGCUGCGCAGCCUGCCAAUGGAGCUGGGCGGGCUAGCGGAGCUACGUAGCAUCUGGUUAGCUGGAAACCAGCUGAAUGAGUUCCCCCCCGUGUUGCUGGCCAUGCACUUUCUCGCCGUGAUCGACGUGGAUCGGAACAAGAUCCGUCGUUUCCCGGGCCUAGCGCACUUGCAAAACCUGAAGCUGGUUAUCUACGACCACAACCCCUGCGUGAACGCACCGGUGGUGGGAGAAGGUGCCAGGAGGGUGGGCCGCUGGGCGGACAGCUCUGAUGAUGAAGAGGAGGAGGAGGGCUCCAAAGUGGAGGAAAUUCCAGCUGAGGCUCAGGCACUACUAGGAGACGAACGGUAACAGUUGUUAUUGAUGUGAAUGUCAUUAGAGUCUGACUUUGAGUUGUGGCAAAGUCCGUCGGUGCCCCGUGAUGUGGAGAACUUACUGGAGAGGCCGUUUGUUUUGGCAUGUUACACAAGCAGUUGGGCCUGAUGAUGUUUGGUUCCAAAUAUGGUCAACUUAAUGAUGUGGACUUACAGAGAUGGCUAAGCCACCAGCUGUUACGUUUGGGUUUCUGUCACAGACCACACAGACCUCCUCAGUGCGGUCAAACAUGUGCAACCGAGUUCUUAUUCACUGUUGAUCUGUUCGUUUGAAAUAAACGUA
Messenger RNA from Hypomesus transpacificus, 1778 nucleotides. RefSeq names its product leucine rich repeat containing 10 (gene lrrc10). Bases 660 to 1472 code for a protein of 270 amino acids. The transcript is spliced from 2 exons. Gene Ontology annotation, molecular function: protein binding. The record is from RefSeq and is a predicted model, not a curated record. Lineage: Eukaryota; Metazoa; Chordata; Actinopteri; Osmeriformes; Osmeridae.